AGAAUGUCACAUGACGGGAAUGUGUUUGUGUGUGUGCGCGUGUAGCUCGCUCUCGUCAGCUGUGCAACUGUAUGAUCAUGGCGGAUCCGGAAGGAGAGUCACUGGAGUCAUGGCUGAACAAAGCCACCAAUCCCUCCAACAGACAAGAGGAGUGGGAGUACAUCAUUGGGUUCUGUGAUCAAAUCAAUAAGGAACUUGAGGGCCCACAGAUAUCAGUCCGAUUAUUGGCACAUAAAAUCCAGUCACCACAAGAAUGGGAGUCAUUACAAGCAUUAACGGUUUUAGAAGCUUGCAUGAAGAACUGUGGGAGAAGGUUUCAUAAUGAAGUUGGAAAAUUUCGAUUUUUAAAUGAACUCAUAAAAUUAGUUUCACCUAAGUAUUUGGGAGACAGAGUGUCUGAAAGAGUGAAGAUUAAAGUAAUAGAGCUGCUCUACAACUGCUCAGUUGCUUUACCAGAUGAGGCGAAGAUCGCAGAGGCCUAUCACAUGCUAAAGAAGCAAGGCAUUGUAACGAAAGACCCAGAAGUUCAUGUGGAUAGGACCCUCGUUCCUUCGCCAAAGAUCAAAAACCCAGUGUUUGACAAUGAAGAAAAGAGUAAGCGUCUUGCAGAACUUCUUAAGAGUAAGAAGCCAGAGGAUCUUCAAGAAGCCAACCGCAUCAUCAAGAACAUGGUGAAAGAGGAUGAGGCUUUACAGCAAAAAGUUUCCAGUCGUGUCAGCACCCUAGAGAAGGUGAACAACAGUGUGAAGCUCCUUAAUGAGAUGCUAAGCCAUUUCAAAACGGAUGAGUCAACACAAGAAGACAAAGAACUUCUAAAGGAUCUUUAUAAUGACUGCGACAACCUUAGAACUGCUGUCUUCAGACUCGCCACCGAGACCGAGGAUGAUGACAGUGCCUUAGGUGAUAUUUUGCACGCUAGUGAUGAUCUCUCACGAGUAAUCAACUCCUAUAAGAAGAUUGUUGAAGGACAGACCAUUGUGAUUGACAUACCAGCAUCAACACCAACAGAGUGCACCAAUGACAGAAGCUCUUCUGAGAUCUUGAUUGAUUUGGCAGAUUUGGAAUCUGGAACUCCUUCACCCCUCCGACAUGGCUUGACUCCACCUCAGCACUCAGAGUCUCUAGCAGCUGACCUUCUCACGCUUACGUCUUUAAUCGGAGCUCAACCGUCCUCUUCCAACACGUCAUCCGGAUCCUCAAGUUUCCAAACCAGUCCUCCAUCAAGCCAGCUUCCCAGCAGCCUGUCUCUUUUAGAUGAAGAACUUGGCUCUUUUGGCCUUGGUAGUUUGGAAUCAAACUCAAGGACAUCUGCAGAAAAGACUACAAAAGAAGCUCAAAGCAAUCAGUGGAUUUCUUCACAAAUUUCAAAACCAGUGACUGACUUCCUCUGCAGCUCUACUCCCUUAAAUCCUCCGAACUCAGCAGCACCACCUACAUCUAAAACUACCUCAAUCACUGACUUUGAAAACUCUCUCCAACAGAGCUUUAAAGAUCUUGUACUGCUGGACCUGGACAAGACUAAAAGCCAGUCCAAUUAUUCAAGCUUGAGCAGCAGAGAACUUGCAGCUGGGAAAGAGAACAUCCAUCCUGCAUUAAACACACUGAGUCUGUCUGCUGGAAUUACUCCAUUGCCUUCUGCUGUAAGCUCUGCCAAACCCCAGAGCUUCGCCCCGGACAGCCCUGUCUUCAGAUCCCUUUCUCCUACCCUACCCAGCAGUCAGUCAUCCUCAGGCUCGGACGUCUCCCUAACCAGCAUCUUUGUCCCACUGGAGUCCAUUAAACCAAGUAAGGAGUGUGCAGUGACAGCUUAUGAUAAGGAUGGUGUUCGCGUGUUGUUGCACUUUGCUACUGACCACCCAGCAGGUCGUCCUGAUGUUCUGGUGAUUGUGGUGUCCAUGCUGAACACAGCACCACUGUUAGUCAGGAAUGUAAUGCUUCAGGCUGCUGUGCCAAAGUCUAUGAGAGUGAAGUUGCAACCCCCUUCAGGAACAGAAAUGGCCCCCUUUAACCCCUUCAUGCCCCCCAGUUCCAUCACUCAGAUUAUGCUGCUGGCAAACCCACUGAAGGAGAAGGUGAGAAUGAGGUACAAGCUGACAUUCAUUCUUGAAGAUCAACCAGUCACCGCAUCUGGAGAAAUAGACCAGUUCCCUCUAGUAGAAAAAUGGGGUCAUUUAUAGCCGUGUAAGCAUUAUUAUUCAUAAAAACAAAUAAAAAAAACUUACUGGGUGUGGGUGAGUUUCAGCAGUAUCUAAAAAGUAUACUAUGUUCAGGACAGGAUCUUUAAAGCUGGAUGUUACAUUUUUCAAUCCCAGUCUUUGAGUAAUCCCACAGAUAUCUUGAAUUGAUGUGCUGGUCUUGGUCAUCGGGUAUUGUUGUCAUUAACAUGUUAUUUCUUAAUCGGUCAUUUUAUUGUUAACUGCCAGAGCACAAUUCAGUCCAUACCUCACCCUGACAUGCAGUGAAGAUGUCAAAGCACUGGACGUUUUCUUUUUUCUUACUUUCUUUUUUUGUGUGAAGCAAUAUACCAGUUGAGUUAUUGUUCUUAGUGAAUUGUAUUGAUGUCCUCUCUGAGUUAUACAUAUUUAUUUUCUAUUUAUCAAGUUCUUUGUGUUUGACAUUGCUAGCUUGUCUGGCUUAAAGCCAAAUAUACAUUUUUAACGUUAGCAGCAAUUCUGCAGAUGACAUUAAUUCACACAAGGGAGUGUGAGCAAAAACAUGGUGAUUUCUUUGAUUCGCUGAAUGCAAAUGAUCAGUUUCAAUUUAUUUCCAUUUUCACACAACUGGAAGCAAUCUGUUUUGAAUAUAAUUGGACAGGAAGCUGGCUUUAAUGUGUAAAAAGAGACUUUUGUGUGGAUGGUACAAUUGCCAAUCUUUACAUUGUAAAAUGUGACUUAUGUUUGCAGGAAUGGGUUGAUAAAUGCAAUGGAUGCCUUUUUUUUGUACUUCUUUUUAUUUGUUUUUACAGCAGGCACCUCAGUAUUGUAUUGUUUUGUUGUAUUUGAUGUGUAUGUAUGUGUGUUGGUCUGGGGGGGUUGGAGAGGGAUGGAGGAGAAAUUGGGAUGAUCAUAUCAAUUAACUCUUAAAUUAUUUUGAAUAAGAGCAUCACAGAUCUUCCAGUGAUGCGCUUUUAGAGUUGAAAGUAAAAUCUACAAUGUAAUGUUGUGUAUACUGUUUUAAAGAUAAAUAAAUAUAUUGUUUUGAACAGUUUCCUGAA
Molecule: messenger RNA, 3214 nt
Organism: Danio aesculapii
Lineage: Eukaryota; Metazoa; Chordata; Actinopteri; Cypriniformes; Danionidae
Gene: gga3a
Product: golgi associated, gamma adaptin ear containing, ARF binding protein 3a
Exons: 17
Coding region: 72-2177 (701 amino acids)
Biological process (GO): intracellular protein transport; vesicle-mediated transport
Cellular component (GO): trans-Golgi network
Molecular function (GO): ubiquitin binding; small GTPase binding; phosphatidylinositol binding
Source: RefSeq, a predicted model, not a curated record